Dissoconium aciculare CBS 342.82 is the source of this 239-nucleotide messenger RNA. RefSeq names its product CENP-B protein. The annotation marks the transcript as partial. The record is from RefSeq and is a predicted model, not a curated record. Gene Ontology annotation, molecular function: nucleic acid binding. Lineage: Eukaryota; Fungi; Ascomycota; Dothideomycetes; Mycosphaerellales; Dissoconiaceae. The transcript has a single exon.
ACUCAUAUCUUAGCCUGCAGUGGCUCCGUCUGGUGUUUGAUCCGCAGACGAGAGACCGAGCGGGACAGCGCCCGCGUGUGCUCAUUUGUGACGGCUUUGGCACCCACGAAACCCUUGAAGUCCUUGAGUUCGCUCUUCAGCACCAGAUCAUACUUUGCCGCCUGCCUUCCCACACAUCCCAUAAACUGCAGCCAUGUGACAUCUCCAUCUUCGGUCCACUCAAAGGAGCAUAUCGUGAU